Messenger RNA from Durusdinium trenchii, 1689 nucleotides. NCBI's taxonomy places the organism in Eukaryota, Dinophyceae, Suessiales, Symbiodiniaceae. The record is from the annotation of a GenBank genome assembly.
UGGUCGACAGCCUGACAGCUUGACAGCCUCCCAUCGGAUCCAUGGGAACGACCCUCCUGGGGAUCGACACCAAGGAGCACUGCUUCGAAGCCCAGUUCCAUCCCAAGCGCCCUUUGCUGGCUUGUGCUUGCAUCACUGGCGAGGUGGAGCUUCAUCACUUCGAUCGGGAGAACCGUCACGUGGCAGUCCGAAGACGCUGGAUGCCGAAGACGCUCUCUGGUCGUUGGGCUGAAACGGUCAAUUCCAAAGUGGCAGAUAGUAUGCCAAAUGUUUUGUUUAUUCCAAUGGCCUCAUGUGAAGGCAGAUUUAUUGAUGCUUUGCACUCAUUUUGCGGAAUGAAGUCUUUGGCGGAAAAGCCACCAGAGCCAAAGUUCUCCGUGGCCCUCUUGAGAAUUCUAUCAUAUCAUAUAUCAUUCGUACUUCUAAGCAUAAUAUCAACUUGCAACUAUGCCCAAUUUAUGCGAUGUUUACAUAAAUUGUGUUCAUACAAGCAAAAGAAUAGAAACACCAAACAACAAAAAACCACCACAACGGGGGGCCGCUCAGCUCUGCGCGGGCCGCGAGGGUUCGCAGUUCACGACGCCACAGCAGUGAGAAGCAACGAUGGUCACUCCGGUCAUCCUUCUUUUCUUUCGCACUUCUGGUAAAAGAACACCAAAUCAGCAGAGCAGUGAGUUGUUUUCGUGUUGAUUCUUCCGAAAUGAUAUACUCUGAGAUAUAUACCCUGACCCUAGAGACCCUGACUCUGAGAUUCCUUUCUGAACGAAGACGUGCUUCGCCGAGCUUCGCUGAAGGGACCCACGAGCUGGCUCAAAGCAUCACCAGUGUGGGGCCCAGAUGGGUCCCUUGGGCGAAGCACAAGCCAAACAGUUGAAAAGAGGUAAAUACCAGGAUGAUCCAUGGUUUCAACAGCUCACUUGCCUUUUGUAUGCCUUUGUCUAUCUUUUUUACUUUUUCGAUCCGUAUCCACACAAAGUUGGCGAGGGGGUGUCCCUUUUCGCAUGACUUUGACGCAAGAGGUUGAAACAUCUACCUCUUGAUCAUCCUUCGAACUUUGAUGAUCUCCUGCAGCACCGUGAAAGCUCGUGUAUUGCCAGGUAAACAACUGCGUGCGGAAAUGCCAGGAACUCGUAUCCACCCUUUCAUGGAACGACUGAAGACCUACAUGUGGACAGUCUCACCCUCGGAACCCCUUCACUCGGACACCGAGGGUGAUCGAGUGAGAUGGGUUCUCUUUCGCAUGUUUUCUCGAAAAUGGACCGGACCGGUUUGGUUAGGUGGUUUGGUUGGGUUUGGUUAGGUUGUCCUUCACACCAAGCUAGGUUUUUUAUAGGUUUUUUUCACUUGAACAACUGGAACUCGGGGUUCUCCUUCUGUCUGGUACGAGGCAUCCCCAUUUGGGAUUAAACUGCUGGUUUGUCCACUCCUAUUGAGUCCAUCCCAUCAUUUGCUUUUGGAUCACAUUUGGGCAUCUCUGAAACUAUUUGAAACUAGCAUCACCACCUCUAGACUUUAGACCUUUAGAUUUUAGAUACACUAUGAUACACUGUUUGGGGUCUCUUGCCGGGCUAAUUCUUUUUGGCACGCCCCAGGCCUCCGGUUCUUGCAGUCACACCCCAGGCCUCACGCCUGCCGAUGCCUGCGCCUGCCCCAGGCCACUCGAAGUCGUGCCGAGCAGCCAAGUUCCUG